CAAACUAAGAAGUCAAAUCCCCUCAACGAUCUCAUUGACACUGAGAAGGCUUAUGUUGAUCACUUGACUGGCAUCAUCCGUAAAGUAGCUGCUGCCUGGUCACGUUCAAAUCUGCCGCCUCCAGAAUUGGAUAAGAUGUUUAGGAGCAUCGAGGCAGUUUAUAAGGCGAAUCGUACCCUUCACUCGAAACUAAAAGACAUCGGUGCGAAUCCGUCAUCGCCAAAAGCUCUGGGAGAUUUGCUGAUGCGAUGGAUUGAUGACUUGGAGGCUCCAUACACCGCGUAUUGUACCAAGUAUUGCUUUGGAUUUGAUACCUGGGAGCCAGUUCAAUCCAACCCGCGCUUGUCAUCCACCCUAGCAACUUUUUCUGUUUCAAAUCCCCCUUUAAACGCUGCCCUUACAGCUUCCUCGGACUCUCCGACUUGGACGCUUGACGCGCUUUUUUUACUUCCGAAGGCCAGAUUGAAGUAUUAUAGAAAGCUGUACAGCAGACUUUUGAAGAGUACGGCACCAGGACGGAGUGACCAUCGCCUUCUGGUUGGUGCGUUGGAUACAUUGGACAGGCUUUUGGACAUUUUGGAGAGCCGUUCGUCCCUCCAAGUCGGGGAGUCUUCGCCGUCCGUUCCAGCCGUUCUUGAAAUGGAAGAUGAAGUCGUCAUUGAUAUGAGGAGCCAGUCUGCUGCGAGCAAUCCGCGUCCAAAUGAGGGGGAUGCAGCGCAAGGUAGUGAGAGCGGUUCGAACCACGGCAGUACAUUCUCGGGCGGUAGCGAGCGCCUCUCAAGGGAAACAGCCUCUACAUCUAUCAGUCGUGGCUCCAGCGCCACCCUCUCCAUGCCGAUCUCUGACCUUGAACGGCGGCUAGUUACACACCGCACGCUUGAUAUAUUCACCAUGAAGCCAAAGGUCGUGAAGCUCCAGAUGACGCCUCCAUCACUGACGUUCACCCGCGAAAUGCGACUAUCGUCGGACGUCUUAAUUCGUUUCAAGCCUCGUGCAACUGGUGUGGAAGUUGUACACCAACAAGGACAUAUAUUUCUGCUAUCUGACUUAUUUCUGGUAUGCGAGAGGAUGUCUCCUCAAGAUCAAUCACAACCUGGACUUGAGGGAGCAGAUAUGUGGCUCUGUUACCCACCACUGGCAGGGAAGGUCUUACGCGUUUCCGAAGUUGGCGGCCGAGAUAAUGCACUCGAGGUGGCGAUCAUGCGGAAAGAACAUCUCAUUCUUGAAACACGAUCAAGAGAACAACGCGACUCAAUGAUGGCCCGUUUCAAGGAAUGUAUCGAGUUUUCCGGUUCAUUACCGCCACCAUCAAAACAACCUCCGCCGCCGGUUCCUUCGCUCAAUGGUAUUCCUCGAUCAGUAACUGAAGGCGGAAUCGCACCUACGCGACGAUCCAGUUCGCCUCAUGCUGGCGGUUUGCCAUCACGACCACAACCACCUCCUGCAUAUCAAGGUCCUGAUGCUUCCCGGAUUACCGAGGACAUGUCUCGACUUCAAAUGAGUCCGGAGAAUAAAAUCCAACCGGAUCUCCCUCGACAGCCUCCAAUACAUAGCGACCAACCCCCUCCUCCCCCACACCUGCGACCCUCUGCCUCUGCCCAUGCUUUCACAAAUUCUCCUUCUCCAUUCGGUCCACCGAACGCCAUACCUCCUGUCCGAAGUGCAAGCUUUACCCCAAAUGGUCCGCUGCCGGGUCCCAGCUACAACCCGAAUCCUCACCCCUUUCCUAUCAAUCCUACCCAUCGAAGUCAAAGUCCUUAUGGACCUGGUGGCCUGCCCCCACGACCUCCUUCUGACCCUUCAUUGAACCAGAAUGGUGUACGGAAGUCUCCAUCUACACGUUCUCUUGCAUCUCAAUAUUCUCAACAUGACCAAUUGGGCUCUGCCCCUCCCAUGCCGCCAUUCCCUGGUGGAUACCCCCCAAACAACAUGUCACCUAUUCCCCGAAACAACUCUCUCGGUGCGCUACAUGCUCCCCAACCACGCCCAUUAUUGCCAUCUGCCCAACCUUCAUCUCGGUCAGUUUCAAUGGUGGAGCCGUCAUUCGACGAGCCCAGUCCGCCGAACUCACCAGUUCAAGAAACUCCACAGCAGCUUGGGCCAGUCACGUCGACGAUAUCAGCGCAAAUGAAGUGCAAAGUUUUCCUCCAACAACAUCAUGCGCAGUGGAAGUCGCUGGGAUCCGCGAAACUCAAGCUGUAUCACCAGAGUCCUACCAACAUCAAGCAACUGGUUGUCGAGGCGGACAACAAGGAUAAAUCUGUUUUGAUCUCCACUAUAGUUUUGACGGAUGGUGUGGAACGUGUCGGCAAGACAGGUAUCGCCAUUGAGUUGAGCGACAAAGGUGCCCGAACUGGCAUCGUUUACAUGAUACAGCUACGAAAUGAUAGUUCUGCCAACGGCCUAUUCGACAGCCUUCUUGCAGGGUCUGAUCGGGCAGGCCGAUGA
Messenger RNA from Laccaria bicolor S238N-H82, 2448 nucleotides. RefSeq lists its product as uncharacterized. The record is from RefSeq and is a predicted model, not a curated record. Gene Ontology annotation, molecular function: guanyl-nucleotide exchange factor activity. NCBI's taxonomy places the organism in Eukaryota, Fungi, Basidiomycota, Agaricomycetes, Agaricales, Hydnangiaceae. The transcript has 9 exons. The annotation marks the transcript as partial.